ACAGCCUCAUCUCAAACGCGUCCCGUCACGCCCGGGUUGAUCGUCAACGGCACCAUAUCACCGAAGCUCAGCAAGUCUUCGCUCGCGCCGUCUACUCACAAGACGGAUGAUGCGAAACAUGUAUCGAUCGCAGAGCCGACUUCAGAGGACCACAUGCGGGAACGCGUCUUGCCCGGUGGAUACGAGAAUCCGUUUGCUGACCCAGAAGCUUCGAGCCCAUCUUUCAUCGAUAUUCAUUCUCCUGCACACGAUAAAUUCGAUAUGCCGCAACCAUCCACCGUGGAGGCCCCUCGAGAGCAGGCUGCACCUGCACCGGCUGUCAUGCCGGUCCUCCAGCACCGAGAUUAUAUGUAUUCCAUUCCACGGACAGUCCCAUCCAGCUAUGCCGGUCGCAGCAUGCUCAACUCGCCUAUGGAUCAUGUCGAAUAUGAUACAGAUGAAACUCGACCUCUCCUUCGCCGCCCCUCCACACCCUCGUUCCCAGCACCUGUGAAAGAUGCACAGCCUGUGGCCAUCUACUUCCGCCCAAGCGACACUUCUAUCUGGCCCGUGCCAUCGCAGAGCUUCGAAGCCUCCGGAUGGAGAGAGCACAUCCUGCCUGACAGCUCUGUUUAUUUCUCCCACGCCCUCCUGCAUGUCACGACAGAUGUCGACCUGCGCAACCCCGGCAAGUUCGAGGUGGUGUCCGCCUUCCUCGGCGGUAGCGGCAGGGGCGACGAUAUGGCGCUACCCCCGGAAGGCUGGGAGCUGUGGCUGCGGGACGCAGGCACUGCGAAGCAGGAAUUCGUGCCGGCCAGGGCGUGGGUGCACCAUGCGAUGAGAGCGAUCUCGCUGGAGCAGCCUCCGAUGCAUUCCAAUGAAAUUCAUAUCCCUGAAGAAGACAGGCUCGAUAUGGAGAGUCGCUACUGGUCGUUCAUCGAAACGCACCCGGCUCAUAUGCCUCUGCCUCCGAGCUCCCUUGCGGAAGCGAUCGAUAUCUUGACAUGGUCGUAUACAGAUCGGCUUCUGCCUUCUUCACAUCCAACACCGCCACCUUUCAGCCAAGAUGAAUGUCAAGAACUCAUGGGCCUGCUUCGCUCGCUCGAUGGCCCACCCAGCUCUCCGACACAGUCCAUGGUCCGUACUCGUGUCAUAGCAAAGAUUCUUCUGCGCAUCACUGCGUGGCGCCAAGGGCACCCCAUCCCCAGCCGCUCUCCGGAUGGGAACAAGGGUGUUGUACAGACGCCACACCACACGCCAUUCCGCCGCUCGUUCCUCGACUUCAUCAUCUCUUUGUUGUGCUUGGGCCUCCCUUAUCUCUUCUUGGACCGUUCACAACACCACGUCAUCGACACCGAGAGCGGACUGCGGAAUGAGGCUGGUCCCAUGCUUAUUGUCGGUGCUUGCGCCUGUCUUAUCGCGGCUGUCAUUCUCAGUGCUUCCGUGACGUUCAUUUCGCUUCCUGGCUUGGACGAUGUCACUCGUGUCGCCGGUUUCGUAGCCAUCAUCCUCUCGGCCUCGAGCAUGAUCUCGGCAGUGAUCGCCCUAUUCCGCUACAAGAGCGACAUCGAGCGGACUACGACGUAUCAUGCCCACGAAGGGAUGAUCGUUCUUUCUAGACGAAGCGUCCUUCUUUCUCUCCCUCUCGUCUUUCUCAUAUGGUCUAUUGCCGCGUUUGUCACAGGCGUCGCCCUUUAUGCUUUUCGCGGGUUGAGCGUUAGUAAUGUCGGUCAGACGCUUCGCCACUUCGACGAGUACACGCGCUGGGCCGUGGUCGGUACCAUUGGGGGGUUGGCUGGUAUGCUGAUCACGUCUGCGUUGCUCAUUCAUUGGUGAUUCGAAAUCAUCGCUGGCUGAUAUGUGUGGCUUUAUCCCAAACAUGUGUAUUUAUGUUCAUGAACAUGCAGCAAAUAAAUUAUUGACUGCCUG
Heterobasidion irregulare TC 32-1 is the source of this 1908-nucleotide messenger RNA. RefSeq lists its product as uncharacterized. Bases 154 to 1815 code for a protein of 553 amino acids. NCBI's taxonomy places the organism in Eukaryota, Fungi, Basidiomycota, Agaricomycetes, Russulales, Bondarzewiaceae. The record is from RefSeq and is a predicted model, not a curated record. The transcript has 11 exons.